UGACAGCAAAAGUGGGUGAAACCUGAUGGCCAAAAAUGCAAAGACGAAUUAGUUCUUUAAAGAUGGGAUUUUACAUAAUACUGAGCAGGAUCACCAACUGCUUCAACCAAAGAGCAACUUAAACAGGAAUUUUGUCUGAAUCUGGUACUCUAAAUCUGUUUCCAGUUAAUUUCUGACUUCUAAAUAUUGUUGCGUCACAGUGCUGGAUGCCUAGAAUAGGCAAAGAGAAGAAAGACAAUGGCGAAGAUUUGUACAGAGCAGUCCUACCCAUCCCAACACAGGCUUUCGGACCGAGCCUCUGAAGAUGAACUGGAUCGGACUGAAAAUGGUGCAAGCAGGUCAGAAUAACAAGAGGAUCUUAAAGGGGUCGGUCAUAUGGGCACAUUCUCUAUGUGAGGACACUUCCUCUGACAUGCAGGGAAUCAUUUCUUCUGCAGCCAGCCAGUUUCAGGAAUCCAGGAGAAGCUCAUUCACAGGUGCUGGGGCUAUGGCAAGAAAAGCCAAUCACUGGCCUCUGGCAGCUUACAAUAUGAACAACUGCAACAACACAGAUGACAAAAAGGAGGACAAAAAGAAAUAA
Sinocyclocheilus grahami is the source of this 580-nucleotide messenger RNA. Its product is annotated as cyclic nucleotide-gated channel cone photoreceptor subunit alpha-like. The transcript has 5 exons. Bases 305 to 580 code for a protein of 91 amino acids. The record is from RefSeq and is a predicted model, not a curated record. NCBI's taxonomy places the organism in Eukaryota, Metazoa, Chordata, Actinopteri, Cypriniformes, Cyprinidae.